AUGCUUAAAAAAGAAGAUCCAAAUAAAUGCAUAUGGUGUGAAGAUUACUAUCUGCCAGAUACAGAUUUUCAAUGCUUUCUAGCACAAGUUGAUCAUUGUGUAAAAUUAGUGCGUAAUGACCCAAAUCACUGCUCAGAAUGCCAGGGUGGCUCCAUUUUUGAUACAAACGGUGUUUGUGUUCCUUCUGGGCUGUGAAACUGUAAAAUAGUUGCUAGCGGAAACGGUGAUGUAUGCGAUACAUGCAAAGCAGGCUGGAAAGGGGUUGCAUGUGAUGAAUGUGAUACAGGCUAUUCAGGGGAUGACUGUGAUAUAUGCGCUAAUGCAGGCUACCUUAUUGAUGAAAAUUCUGCUUGCCUAUUAACGUCAAUUAGCCACUGUGUGAAGCUAAAAGUAGGUAAAGCUGAUUCUUGUGCUGAAUGUGAACAAUAUUAUAAAGGUACUACAUGCACAGAAUGCGUUGAUGGAUAUUUACCUGAUGAAAAUUCAGUGUGUCUUCAAACAGAAUUAACCCAUUGCGCUACUCUUGCAAGCAAUGACCCUACUACCUGCCAUACAUGCAGUAUUGGCUGGAAAGGAGCUGCAUGUGAUAGCUGUGAUACAGGAUAUACAGGCUUGACUUGCUCUGACUGUGCUCAAGGCUAUUUACAUGACGAAAAUUCAGCUUGUCUCCUAUCGUCUCUUCCUCACUGCAAUAUUCUCACAGCUAAUACUCCUGCAUCUUGUCACCAAUGCGAAACAGGCUAUACAGGAACUACUUGCUCAGAUUGCUCAGCAGGAUACUUACAUGACCAAAACUCGGCUUGUCUUCAAACCUCAAUUAUACAUUGUAUCACGCUUAAUAGUAAUGAUCCUAUCACUUGCUAUAAAUGCAUGGAAGGUUGAACUGGAGAGAAGUGUGAAGAAGGUUGUACUCAGGGAUACUUACUUGACUAUAAUGGUAAUUGUCUUAAAACAUCGCUAACUCAUUGUUUCUGACUUCAAGCAGAUAAUCCUAAUUCGUGUAUGUCAUGCGAAAAUGGCUAUACAGGAGAAACAUGCACUACUUGUGAUACAUAUUAUUUGCCUGAUACUGAUGGAUUUUGUAUUCAGUCAUCAUUCACUAAUUGCAAAACUAUUGCAAGUGGGAAUGGAAAGGUUUGCGUCGAAUGUAAAGAAGGAUAUACUGGAACUUUAUGUGACAGUUGUGCACCUAAUUAUUUACCUGACACAAAUAAGUAUUGCACUCCUUCUACUUUACAGCAUUGCACAUUAGUUGUUUAUGGCAAUGGUGAUGCUUGCGAGCAAUGCACUAAAGGUUGGACUGGCACUCAAUGUGACAGCUGUGAAACAGGCUACUCUGGAGAUUCAUGCACCGAUUGUGCUCAAGGAUAUUUGAAGGAUGAAACCUCAGUUUGUCUUCAAACAUUAAUAACUCAUUGCACUAUUCUUACAAACGCUGAUCCUAAUUCAUGUCACCAAUGCGAGAUUGGCUAUUCUGGGGCAACAUGCUCUGAUUGUGCUCAAGGCUAUUUACAUGAUGAAACCUCAACUUGUCUUCAAUCAUCAGUUUCCCAUUGCGCUACUCUUACAGCUAAUACUCCUACCUCUUGUUAUCAAUGUGAAGAUGGCUACUUAGGAACGUCCUGCAGUGACUGUGCAGAAGGAUACUUGCAUGACGAAAACUCACUUUGUCUUCAAGCAUCGAUAACUCAUUGUAUCACAUUAGCAAGCAAUAAUCCUAAUGCCUGUCAUACUUGUGAAUUAGGAUAUUCUGGUGCUACAUGCUCUGAUUGUGCUCAAGGCUAUUUGCAUGACGAAAAUACAGCUUGUCUCCAGUCGUCUAUUACUCACUGCACUAUUCUUGCAGCCAAUAAUCCUUCAUCUUGUCACCAAUGCGAAACAGGCUAUGCAGGAACUACUUGCUCAGAUUGCUCAGCAGGAUACUUACAUGACCAAAACUCGGCUUGUCUUCAAACCUCAAUUACACACUGUAUCACACUUAAGAGUAAUGAUCCUAACACUUGCUAUAAAUGCAUGGAAGGCUGAACUGGAGAGAAGUGUGAAGAAGGUUGUACUCAGGGAUACUUACUUGACUAUAAUGGUAAUUGUCUUAAAACAUCGCUAACUCAUUGUUUCUGACUUCAAGCAGAUAAUCCUAAUUCGUGUAUGUCAUGCGAAAAUGGCUAUACAGGAGAAACAUGCACUACUUGUGAUACAUAUUAUUUGCCUGAUACUGAUGGAUUUUGUAUUCAGUCAUCAUUGAUGAAUUGCAAAACUAUUGCAAGUGGGAAUGGACAGGUUUGCCAUAAAUGUAUAGAUGGAUAUACUGGAACUUUAUGCGACAGUUGUGCACCUAAUUAUUUACCUGACAUAUAUAAGUAUUGCACUCCUUCUACUUUACAGCAUUGCAAUGUUGUUGUCAAUGGCAAUGGUGAUGCUUGCGAACAAUGCACUAAAGGUUGGACUGGCACUCAAUGUGACAGCUGUGAAACAGGCUACUCUGGAGAUUCAUGCACCGAUUGUGCUCAAGGAUAUUUGAAGGAUGAAACCUCAGUUUGUCUUCAAACAUUAAUAACUCAUUGCACUAUUCUUACAAACGCUGAUCCUAAUUCAUGUCACCAAUGCGAGAUUGGCUAUUCUGGGGCAACAUGCUCUGAUUGUGCUCAAGGCUAUUUACAUGAUGAAACCUCAACUUGUCUUCAAUCAUCAGUUUCCCAUUGCGCUAUUCUUACAGCUAAUACUCCUACCUCUUGUUAUCAAUGUGAAGAUGGCUACUUAGGAACGUCCUGCAGUGACUGUGCAGAAGGAUACUUGCAUGACGAAAACUCACUUUGUCUUCAAGCAUCAAUAACUCAUUGUAUCACAUUAGCAAGCAAUAAUCCUAAUGCCUGUCAUACUUGUGAAUUAGGAUAUUCUGGUGCUACAUGCUCUGAUUGUGCUCAAGGCUAUUUGCAUGACGAAAAUACAGCUUGUCUCCAGUCGUCUCUUCCUCACUGUACUAUUCUUACAGCCAAUACUGCUGAAUCUUGUCACCAAUGCGAAACAGGCUAUACAGGAACUACUUGUUCUGAUUGUUCAGUAGGAUACUUACAUGACCAAAACUCAGCUUGUCUUCAAACCUCAGUUACACACUGUAUCACACUUAAGAGUAAUGAUCCUGAAACUUGCUAUAAAUGCGAGGAAGCGUGAACUGGAGAGAAGUGCGAUAAUUGUGCUCAGGGAUACUUACUUGACUAUAAUAUCAAUUGUCUUAAAUCAUCGCUAACUCAUUGUUUCACACUUCAGUCCAAUAGUCCAGAUAAAUGCUUGGCAUGUGAAACUGGCUAUACAGGAGAAGCAUGCACUACUUGUGAUGUAUAUUAUUUGCCUGAUACUGAUGGACUUUGUCUUCUGUCAUAUGUGACUAAUUGCAAAACUAUUGAGAGCGGAAAUGGACAUGCUUGCCAUGAAUGCAUAGAUGGAUAUACUGGAACUUUAUGCGACAGUUGUGCACCUGAUUAUUUACCUGACAAAAAUAAGUAUUGCACUCCUUCUACUCUACAGCAUUGCACAUAUGUUGUUAGUGACAAUGGUGAUGCUUGCGAAAAAUGCAAUAAAGGUUGGACUGGUACUCUAUGUGACAGCUGCGAAACAGGCUACUCUGGAGAUUCUUGCACCGAUUGUACUCAAGGAUAUUUGCAUGAUGAAAGCUCAGCUUGUCUUCAAACAUCAGUAACUCAUUGCACUAUUCUUACAAGCGCCGAUCCUAAUUCAUGUUACCAAUGCGAGGCUGGUUACUCUGGGACAACAUGCUCUGAUUGUGCUCAAGGCUAUUUACAUGACGAAACUUCAGCUUGCCUUCAACCAUCAGUUUCCCAUUGCGCUACUCUCACAGCUAAUACUCCUACUUCUUGUUAUCAAUGUGAAGAUGGCUACUCAGGAACGUCCUGCAGUGACUGUGCAGAAGGAUACUUGCAUGACGAAAACUUGCUUUGUCUUCAAACAUCAAUAAAUCAUUGCAUCACACUAGCAAGCAAUAAUCCUAAUGUCUGCCAUACUUGUGAAAUAGGAUAUUCUGGUGCUACAUGCUCUGAUUGUGCUCAAGGCUAUUUACAUGACGAAAAUACAGCUUGUCUCCAGUCGUCUAUUACUCACUGCGCUAUUCUUGCAGCCAAUGCUCCUGAAUCUUGUCACCAAUGCGAAACAGGCUAUACAGGAACUACUUGCUCUGAUUGCUCAGCAGGAUACUUACAUGACCAAAAUUCAGCUUGUCUUCAAACUUUAAUUACAAACUGUAUCACACUUAAGAGUAAUGAUCCUAACACUUGCUAUGAAUGCGAGGAAGCUUGAACUGGAGAGAAGUGCGAUAAUUGUGCUCAGGGAUACUUACUUGACUAUAAUUCUAAUUGUCUUAAAUCAUCGCUAACUCAUUGUUCCUGUCUAGCAGCCAAUAAUCCUGAUUUGUGUAUGACAUGUGAAACUGGCUAUACAGGAGAAACAUGCACUAAUUGUGAUGUAAAUUAUUUGCCUGAUACUGAAGGACUUUGUCUUCAGUCAUCAUUGACUAAUUGCAAAACUAUUGCGAGCGGAAAUGGACUUGCUUGCCAUGAAUGUAUAGAUGGAUAUACUGGAACUUUAUGUGACAGUUGUGCACCUAAUUAUUUACCUGACAAAAAUAAGUAUUGCACUCCUUCUACUCUCCAGCAUUGCACAUAUGUUGUUAGUGACAAUGGUGAUGCUUGCGAAAAAUGCAAUAAAGGUUGGACUGGUACUCUAUGUGACAGCUGCGAAACAGGCUACUCAGGAGCUUCAUGCACCGAUUGCGCUCAAGGAUAUUUGCAUGAUGAAAGCUCAGCUUGUCUUCAAACAUCAGUAACUCAUUGCACUAUUCUUACAAGCGCUGAUCCUAAUUCAUGCCACCAAUGCGAGGCUGGUUACACUGGGACAACAUGCUCUGAUUGUGCUCAAGGCUAUUUACAUGACGAAGCUUCAGCUUGUCUUCAACCAUCAAUUUCCCAUUGCGCUACUCUUACAGCUAAUACUCCUACUUCUUGCCAUCAAUGUGAAAAUGGCUAUUCAGGAACGUCCUGCGGCGAUUGUGCAGAAGGAUACUUGCAUGAUGAAAACUUGCUUUGUCUUCAUCCAAAUAUGCCUCAAUGUAAAAUACUUAAGAGUAUAGCAUGAGUGAUUAUACUGCUUAGGUUGUGCUCGAUAUUCCAGUAUAAUCAGGUAUCUAUUUCAAAAUUUGAUAUAUGAACUCCAAGUAAUAAGCAUAGCCUUACCUAUUUGGGCGGGCUAUUUUAAGCGCAAAUAGUAAAUUUUUUAUGAAAAGGUUGAAAUUUAUAUAUAAAUGCCAUAAAUUCUCAUUUUUUGCUUUCAAUCAAAAAACUCCCAAUAAUUAACAAAUUUAUAUAAAAUUUACUAUUUGCAAAUUUGAUGCAAAAGCCUUCACAGAUAAGCAAGAAUUUGCUUAUUUAUAUGGGGUGUUAGGGGUAUUCCAAUAUUCACAAAAGUAGUGCAGAAACUGCUUUCUCCUACAACGAUUUCUUCUGUUAGAUAGGAUGACACUGAAUUUAUAGGUGUUUCGCGUCCUGAGUGCGCUUUAAUGAAGCAUCUAUUAGAGUUAGAAGUAAAAUCAGAGACGGACCAAGAUUAACUUGCUUUCUUGGAAUGAGAUUUCAUGCAUGCUAGCUGCAACAAUUGAUUAUCUGGCUUGCCAUAAAUCCACUCCUAAUCUUCCAAUCAAAUCAGUCAUAACCUACACAAUAUGUAUGCUCGGGCUAUAACACUCCAGAUGUUUGCUUCGAAUGUGUAGCCGGGUACACUGGCACUGGCUGCGAAUCCUGCGCACAAGGUUACAUAUGGGACGAACAACUCCAAUGUCUGCAAACAUCAAUUACCCACUGCGUUAUUCUUGUUCUACAAACCCCUACUCAGUGUAAACAAUGUGAGGUUGGAUACCAGAAAGACGACUGCUCAGAGUGUAUAGAAAAUUACAAUCGUGAUGUCGACUCAAACUGUAUUCCAUCAAAUUUGCAACAUUGCACAAUUCUUGAACGCAAUAAUGGAGAGGCUUGUAACCAAUGUGAAACAGGAUAUGCAGGGACAGUCUGUGAUAGUUGUGCAGCUAAUUAUUUGCCUGACGCAAACAAAGCUUGCAUUUCGUCUACAUUAAAACAUUGUUCGGUUGUCGAGAUAGGGAAUGGUGCAGUUUGUGCUAAUUGCGAAUUAGGCUGGUCUGGGACACAAUGUGAUAGCUGUGCUACUGGCUAUACCGGGGCGACAUGUAGUGAUUGCGCUCAAGGCUACAUAUAUGAUGUAAAUUAUGCUUGUUUGAAAACGUCUCUUCCUCAUUGUAUAACUCUAGCUGCAGGUGAUAUAUAUACUUGCCAUACAUGUGAAACAGGCUAUGUAGGAAACCAAUGCCAUCUUUGUGCAGAUGGCUACUUGCGUGAUGAAAGCUAUAAUUGCUUGUUGACGUCGAUAACUCAUUGCGUUAAACUUACCGGCAAUAAUCCUAAUUCAUGUCACCAAUGCGAUACAGGCUAUUCUGGAGUUAAAUGUACUGAUUGCUCACAAGGUUAUUUACAUGAUGAGAAUUCUUCUUGUCUCCAGCCAUCAAUAACUCAUUGCACAACUCUUGCUGCUGGAGAUCCAAAUUCUUGCCAUCAAUGUCAAACAGGCUAUACAGGGUCUACCUGCACUGUUUGCGAUAUAGGGUAUUUGAUUGAUAAUAGCUCAAAUUGUAUUCAAACAUCUUUAACACACUGUACAAAAGUUACUGAUGCUACUCAUUGUGCUGAGUGUGAAGAAGGGUAUGUAAGUGACAAUUGUGGGACUUGUGAUAGUGGGUAUGUCAAAACAACAUCACAGCUCUGUAUCCUUUCUUCAUUAACCAACUGUCAAACAGCUACUGAUGCUACAAAUUGCGCAGUUUGUGCUGCAAAUUAUGUACCUGAUGAAACUGGUCAAUGUAUUUCAUCAACACUUACUCAUUGUACAACUCUGGUAAGCGGAAAUGCAAAUUCUUGCAAACUCUGUGAAACUGGCUACACUGGGACGACAUGUGCUAGCUGUGUUCAAGGAUAUCUGCAUGACCAGAAUUCUUUAUGUCUUCAAUCGUCAUUAAUUCGUUGCAUUACUCUUGCUAGCAACAAUCCAAAUUCUUGCUUCUUAUGCAGCACAGGCUAUUCUGGAGCUACAUGUUCUGACUGUUCUGAAGGUUAUGUGCAUGACCAAAACGCUCUUUGUCUUCAAACCUCAAUUACUCAUUGCACUACUCUUAUAAGCAAUGAUCCCGAGACUUGCCAUCAAUGUGAAGCAGGCUAUACAGGUUCCACAUGCACAGAAUGCGAUGACGGCUAUUUGGUUAAUACUAAUGCUCAAUGCAUUCAAUCAUCAUUAACUCACUGCACUAGUGUUUUAGAUGCAUCUACUUGUCACCAAUGCGAACAUGGCUACUUAGGAAAUUCAUGCUCUGAUUGCAUACAAGGUUUUGUGCAUGACAAAACCUCUAUUUGCCUUGAAUCCUCAAUAACUCAUUGUGCAAUUUUAGUGAGCAAUAACCCCGAUUCUUGCUACCAAUGCAAGGCAGGCUAUUCUGGAGCCACAUGCGCAACAUGUGAUACUGGGUAUUUAAUGGACACAAACUCUCAGUGCAUUCAAACAUCACUCACACAUUGUACAACACUCACCGACGCCACUCACUGUGCCACAUGUGAAACCGGAUAUGAUGGUGAUACUUGUGGAAGCUGCUCUAGUGGAUACGUAAAAAAUUCUUCUCAAGUUUGUGUGAUUUCUACUUUACUCAAUUGCAAAGUAGCAGCCGAUACUACACGUUGCUCAGUUUGUGAUUCAAAUUAUUUGCCUGACGAAACUGGCCUAUGUAUUUCGACAACAAUUACCCAUUGCACUACCCUUGAAACCGGGAAUGGAAAUGUCUGCAAAGCCUGUGAAACUGGCUAUACUGGAACUACUUGUUCGGCCUGCGCUCAGGGAUACAUGAUUGACUAUAAUGGCAAAUGUGCAGAAGGAUCAAUAGCCCAUUGCAAUAUAAUUAGUAAUCCUACACUCUGCUUCUCUUGCGAAACAGGAUAUUCAGGAUACACUUGUGAUUUCUGCGAUACUGGAUACGUUAGAAAUACAGCAGAUUUGUGUAUCGCUUCUUCAUUAAUAUACUGUCUAACAGCUACUGAUGCUACACAUUGUUCAAUUUGUUUUACAAACUAUUUGCUUGAUGAAACUGGUAAAUGUAUUUCGUCAACAAUUACUCAUUGUACAACUCUGGUAAGCGGAAAUGCAAAUUCUUGCAAACUCUGUGAAGUUGGCUAUGCUGGGACGACUUGUACUGAUUGUGCUCAAGGAUAUGUACAUGACCAGAAUUCUUUAUGUCUUCAAUCGUCAUUAACUCAUUGCGCUACUCUUUAUAGCAGCGAUCCAAAUUCUUGCUUCUCAUGCAGCACAGGCUAUUCUGGAUCUAAAUGUGCUGACUGUUCUAAAGGCUACUUGCGUGACCAAAGCUCUCUUUGUCUUUUGAGUUCUCUAUCCCAUUGCACUACUCUUAAAGCCAAUGACCCUAACACUUGCCAUCAAUGCGAAACAGGCUAUGCAGGUCUAACAUGCACAGAAUGCGAUGUUGGCUAUGUAAGGGACACAAACACUCAAUGUAUUCAAUCGUUAAUGACCCACUGCAUUAUAGCUACUGAUCCAGAAAAUUGCCAGCAAUGCGAAACUGGCUAUGUAAGCAGGAGUUGUCAAAAUUGCGAUAUAGGCUAUUUACCAGACGUAAAUACAAAUUGCGUUGUAUCUUCGUUAUCUCAUUGUUUAAUUCUUGACAGCAAUAAUGGGCAAUCUUGUAACAUAUGCGACAACGGCUAUAUCACACCUACUUGUGAAAGCUGCGAUAUAGGCUACUUGCCAACUUCAUCUAAAAGCUGUAUUGUCUCUUCAAUACCUCACUGCAUAACAGUGACUGAUGCUAAUACCUGUUAUAUUUGUGAAAAAGGCUACGCAGGCAACACAUGUUCUACUUGUGAUAAAGACUAUUUGCCGACAUCUACCUCGGUCUGUAUUUAUUCUACCGUUUCAAACUGCAAUAUAAUCGAAAUUGAUGGAGUAGCCUGCAAUUCCUGCGCAGAAGGCUAUAUGAUAAAUACAGACGGCAUAUGCACACAGUCUUCUUUACUCCCCCCCUCCGUGAGUGAACAAAAAAACUUUGUUCACUCACGGAGGGGAGUUAAUUUUUUUUUUAAAAAAAAUUUAUAUAUAAGUUUUAUAAAAAAUAUUGUUUUUCGAAAUUUAAAAAAUCCUAAUUAGCAAAAAUUGAAAAGCAAAUAUUAAUUUAAUUUAUAAAAUUUAUGUUUUAAAAAGCAAUUCGUUAAAAUAAAACAGAUUGGCUCUAGAUUUCAUUAUACUAAUUAUCAUUUAUAAUAUCAAUUUUUUUUUCCAUAAAAAAUUUUUCUAUUAAAAAAUUUUUGUUCACGGAGGGUGGGCUUUUGGGCAAAAAAUAGCAAUUUUUCUAAUGGUUUGUUCACUCACGGAGGGGGGGGAGUUAGAGAAAUGUAUUGUUGUUGAGACGACUGGAACAGAAUGCCAUAUGUGUUUAGGAGGAUAUAUCCUUACUAAUACUUUUACAUGCACAUGUGGGGUUGAUAAUUGUGCAAGCUGCAAUGAAUAUGAUGGAGGAAUCUGCGAUAUUUGCCAGGCCGGGUAUGUUCAAAAUAAUGGAGAAUGCUCGUGUGAUGUAAGCUUUUGUGAUACUUGUAAUAGUGAAAAUGGGCAGAUUUGUGAUGUGUGUAAGGAUGGAUUUGAUGGCAGUGGAACUUCUGUCUGCCAAUGCCCAUCUGGAACUUGGACUGAUUAUCAAGCUGAAACUUGUGUGGCUUGCUCAAACCAAUGCUUGACCUGUGCAUCAUCUACCAGCUGCAUUGACUGUGUCCCUAAUGCUAAAAAAGCAGAAAAUUCUGUACCUAAAUCCAAAUAUUACCCAACUUGCUCAUGCAUUGACAGCUAUUUCCCAUUAAAUGGCAAAUGUUAUCAGUGUCCUACAUGCUGUGCAACCUGUACCUCAGCUUCUAAAUGUUUAACUUGCAAUAAACACGCUUCUCUUAACUCCAACAAUAUUUGUCAAUGUGACACCGGUUUUGCCUUAAACUCCAAUAACGCAUGCACCGCAGUCUGUAGCAGUUUAUGCUCUUCUUGUGACGAAGAUAAUGGAAAUUGCUUAGCAUGUAUAACCAAUGCUGAGUUCAAUAACAAAGCUUGUAAAUGCACACAGAAUUCUUCGUAUGACCAGGCUUCAAAUAGCUGUCUUUGUAAUAAUGGAUACUCUUUGGUGAAUAGCAAAUGCAUUUUGUGCAAGAAUUAUUUAGCGUCUUCAGACGUAACUGGGGCUUCCUUUAGCUUUUCGUUUACUUCUGUGUCAGUGACCUUUAAGGUUCCUAUAAAUACUGGUCUAGACCCGACUUGUUCUGAAGUACUGAGCUAUGAUACUCUUUUGUUGAUGGGAACUGGACCAGUAUGUUCUUGGGCUGACUCAAAGACUUUGAAAAUUGUACUGGGGGCUGGCUUUACCUUGAGAAGUGGCACAAUUAAUUUGGACGGCACUUAUAUUGUUAAAGAUACCACAGACCAAUGCACAACUAACUAUCAGCCACUUAGCACUCAAAUAACCAUGACAUCAGAUCCAGCUCCAAUAGCUAAGCUAUCAGGCCCAGAGCUAGUCUCCUUAGGCUGCGGAUCCACUACUAUUGUAUACUCCGCUGAAAAAUCUACUGGCUCCUAUGGAACUUCUAUGACCUAUACCUGGAGCUCUACCAUUUCUCCUGCAAUUUCUAGCCUAUCCACUUAUAUUUCAUCUCAAAAAGGCUCAAGCUUAUCAAUUACGCGAAAUUAUUUGACAAAAGUGACAACCCAGACAAGCUUAACAGUAACUGUGACAAUCAAAAAUGGAAUCAGCUCAACCACAAGCACAGCGACAGUGUCCACGAUUUUGUCCCCUGAAGAGUCCUUAAAUGUGUCCUUUGACUCAGGAAAUUCUGUAUCAGUCAAAACUUCUGACACCACAAAACUAAAAGCAAAAGUUACUGACGUCUGUGGAGGGUCUACGAGCUCUAUUUCUUGGAAAUGGUCCUAUGUGUCAGGGCCUACUGGUUUUUCUGGGUCUAGUCUAGCUGUCAGUGCUACUAGUAAGUUAGAAAUUGCUAAAAAUUCUCUUCCUGCUGGCGGCACUUAUGGCUUCAUGGCAAUUGCUUCUCAGUCUAACGGUGACUCAACUGUAUCAGGAAACGCUACAGUGUAUGUGACGACUACUGCAUCUCCUCUGUAUAUCAAAUUAUCUAAAGGAAGCGGCGAUGUCAACCCAAGCAAAGACUACACUGUUAAUGCUAAAAACUCUAAAGACCCAGACAACCCUACUUCAACCUUAAAUUAUGAAUGGACCUGUUUAAACCAUGCUGAUGGCUCUCAGUGUUUGGCAGCUGAUAAUAGUGUACUGUUUUCUUCAGAAACCUCAAGCACACUUACGAUUCCUUCUGCAAAAAUCACCAAAGGGGCAGAAUGGGAUAUAACCUGCACCAUCUCAAAAGACACCAGGACUGCUUCCGCAACUAUAACUCUUUUUGUGUUAUCUCAGAGUACUUCAACUUCAAUAGAACUUCCUACGCUCGGUAUCAAAGUAAAUAAUCAGCAAUCUAAUUCGUAUACAGCCUCAGUCUCUGCAAGCUCAAGCUCAACUUUGACCUGGACACAAACAUCAGGAACUGCUGUGACGAUUUCUCCUAACAACCUUCCCACAAUUAAUUUCCCAGCCAAUUCUCUUAGUGAAGGAGUUUCAUAUGUAUUUACAUUGACUGUAAAAACUGCUUCGACCAGCUUUAGCGUAGACUUAGAUGUAGAUAUUAACCUAGGAGCAUCCUGUACAGGCUCUACAAGUGUAAGUCCUUCCAGUGGAACUGCUUUAAUUGAUACUUUUCAGCUUUCUAUAUCUGGUUGCUAUGACCGAGAUGAUGAAGACUACCCUCUUCUAUACACCUUUAAGAACUCCCGUAAUAAUAAGACUCCUUAUACAGUCGGCUACACAACCCAAAGUAAUGAAGUGUCGUCUGUUUUCCCAUCAGGACAAAAUAGAGCUACUGCUCAUGUCUGUGAUCAGCUAGGAACCUGCUCAGACUAUCAAUCUUCUGAUUUCACAGUUAAUAAAUACACAGGAAGAAUGCUUGAUUCCACUUGGCUUUGGGACGGCUAUAAAUCUAUGACACUAGACUCAGACAAUAUUCCAUCCGCAAUUCUCUUGUAUUCCAGCGCAGAGAUUGAUAGCGCUUUAUUCACUCAGAUGUGGUCUGACUUGCAGUAUUAUGCGACAAUUGCUAGCAUGACGAACUCAGAACUGCAAACUGUAAUUGGCGCUAUCAGUUCUUUGGCAGAUCAUACGUCUUUAAUGAGCUUAAGCAUGUACCAGGAAUUUAUUUCUUGGAUAAAUAGCCUUUUAUCCUCUUUCUCUUCACUUGUGCCUGACCAAGACAGUAUUGAUUUAAUUGUCACUUUUGGAGAAGGCUAUUUGUCUUAUGGAAACAGAACCAAUUACACUGAACAAUCCUUUGAAAAAUACAUUUCAGCGGUCGACAGUUUCUAUAUCACAUGGAUCAAUGCAGCUACCAUAAACGAUUUAGUGACCCAAUCCUCUAUAAACGGAAACCAAAACACCGAUGACACCAAGAUUUACAAAGAAAGGAACUUUAUCACUGGCUUUGAAAACACCACAAGAGAAUAUGACGACGAUAGAUCUUUUAAGUACCCAGAAGUGCUUGCAAUCGAUUCUUCUAUUAUUAUGAACAUGAGGGCUAAUUACUAUCACGGCUUUGCCAAUGAUUUCUCUGACAUUGCUUCUUUCAGCUUAGGACAGUCAGGGACUUAUUCAGACUUUACCCUUUCUACAUAUGCCGAAACAGACUUGGCAUUUUCUUCUACAGAAUAUCCAUUUCUAAUCCAGUUACCUUAUUAUAAGGACCUCUCGAAAGAUAUGAACUGGACUUGUGUGUAUUAUAAUGAAGGGAAUAAGACUUGGGACGAGACAAAUUGUAAAAUUGUGGGAAUUAAUAAUGAGACAAGAAUCGUUACUUUCCAAGUCUAUCACUUUUCAAUGUAUAAACUGUCAGAAACCCCAAUUGAAGUUCCACCACCAAUUGUCCCACCUACAGUCUCGUCAAGCUGCGACCAAAAUUUAGCUCCAUUGUAUAUUCUUGUGGUGACACUGUUUAUUGGAAUACUGCUUGCUCCAGUUGUGGUGGUAAUUGAUAGAUUAAAUAGAUCUACAAGUGUAGGAAAGCUUGAUAUAGUUCCUGAAAACACCCCUGUGCAUACUCCAAGGGAAAGCUCAAGAAAUUUGGUCGAUACCUGCAAAGGAACGACACAAAUAAAAUGGAGACAACACCGACCCAUCCUCUCCCGGAACUGUGGCGAGAUUGGGGACCUUGCUGCGGCCUGAAGCCAAUCCGCCUAGGAAAAGGUCUGGAAUGGGUACUGGUAGUUUGUGUCCGGCUAGGUUUCCCUCCCAGUCCAGCAACGACGAUCCUAGGGUCGUCCCGAUAGGACACGGGGUAAAAAGGGUUUUUCCUCUAGGGACGCUAGUGCCAAUUUGGAGGACAUGGCAGGAGCCGACAAGAGCUAAGGAGUUAAUCAUUAGCUCUAACCCUAGUCUGGCGACGUGAAGCACGGUGACCCAGUCCGCCUACUUCCGGGAUAGCAUGACCAAGCCCCAUGACCGGAAGGAGCUGAGUGGUAGCCUGUGGCACUUAGGUGCACACUGGAAGCAGGGCAAGGAAGCAAGCGAGGCGUCCAAAAGGCGGAAGAAAAGGACCUUCGGUCCUGGCAGGGAGCUACUCUAUAAUUUUAACUAAGACUAAGACCUGCAAAGGAACGAUGCCAGUAGUAAUCCAUGAUCUUGAAAGCUGCUGCGGAGAUGCCCCUGUAGAGGCAGCUGAGACCAAGAGGGGAGUGGAAAUUGAAUGAACUGAACAAGCUGUAAAUGUAUCCAAACCUGAAAACUCUCAAAAUUCGCCAAAAUAUCAUAGUAAGUUUCAGGGUUUAAUAGAAGGACAUUUAACUAUAGGACUUCUUUAUUACAGACCAGGGUUUUCAAGAGCUACCAGACUUUUUACAUUGAUAACUGUUAUUAUUUUCGAAUUGCUACUAGAAGGACUAUUUUUCUAUGGGUCAGAAGACACAGAUAGCGGAAGCGAAAUGUCAACCCAGUCCUUGUUUGAUGACUAUGAAGGGGAUUACUUUGGCUAUAUGAUUUUAGCCAUCGCGGUAUCAAUUCCUGUAGAGGUAUUCAUGAUAAUUGCAUUUAGUAUUUAUAGGGUGAAAUUGCCUGUAUGGACAGCAGCUGCAGUCACUGUUGGAGUUUCAAUUCUUAUAGGAUCUAUCAUUGGAGUCGUGAUGCUAAGCAAUGACUUCUGCCACGAGUGGAGCGGGUAUUGGGCAGUUAGUUUCUUGUGGGGGAUUCUGAUUGAGAUUUUUGUCAUGCAAACCAUUUACAUGAUUAUGAGAUAUAUUAUUGUGCAAAUGUAUCCACCAGUUGAAACAUGCAAAGUAAAACCUUAA
This is a messenger RNA of Blepharisma stoltei, 14559 nucleotides long. The record is from the annotation of a GenBank genome assembly. Lineage: Eukaryota; Ciliophora; Heterotrichea; Heterotrichida; Blepharismidae.